Carya illinoinensis is the source of this 1077-nucleotide messenger RNA. Its product is annotated as protein FAR1-RELATED SEQUENCE 5-like. The coding region runs from base 1 to 1077 and encodes 358 amino acids. NCBI's taxonomy places the organism in Eukaryota, Viridiplantae, Streptophyta, Magnoliopsida, Fagales, Juglandaceae. The transcript has a single exon. The record is from RefSeq and is a predicted model, not a curated record.
AUGUACUUCGACAUAGAUGAAGACUUAGAGGGUAGCAUCGUUGUCCCGGAUGAUGAGGUACAGGUUGAUGCUCCAAGAUCUGGGAUGGAAUUCGAGAGUGUAAAAGAGCUUUUGGGGUACUAUAAGAAAUAUGCUAAGCAAGAGGGAUUCGGUGUAAGGACACAGAGGACGAAGAGAGAUGAUGAUGGUUGGCCUGUGUAUGUCACAGUUGGUUGUGCUCGUGGAGGAAAAUACCAACCGAAGCACAAUAAUAUAUCUAAGCCACGGCCAACGACUAAGACGGAUUGCAAGGCGAAGGUAAAUGCCACUUUGAAACAAAAUGAAAAAUGGCUUGUCACCACUGUUGAGAAUACACACAACCAUAUUACUGUGAGCCCCAAGAAGACUAGACUCUUAAGAUCACACAAGGUUCUAGAUGAAUAUAGUCAAAUAAUCCUUGAGCUAAAUGACAGAGCCGGUAUCCGAAUGAAUAAAAAUUAUUAUUUUCUGGUAGUUGAUGCGGGGGGGUUUGAAAACCUAGAAUUUCAAGAGAAAGAUUGUCGGAAUUUCAUUGAUAAGUCUAGACAUUUAAGGUUGGGAAAAGGAGGUGGCGAAGCACUCAGGGUUUAUUUCCAAAGAAUGAGACAGAAGAAUGAUGGUUUCGUUUAUGACAUCGACGUUGAUGAUGAGGGAAGGCUAAGAAAUGUUUUUUGGGCCGAUGCACAUUGUCGAGCAUCUUAUGAGUGUUUCGGGGACGUUGUGACAUUCGAUACAACGUACCUAACAAAUCGAUACGGAAUGUCUUUUGCUCCAUUUGUCGGUGUUAAUCAUCAUGGGCAAUCCAUAUUACUAGGGGCAGGCUUGUUGUCAAGUGAGGACACACACACCUUCAUUUGGUUGUUUAGAAUGUGGUUAGACUGCAUGAACGGUCGAGCGCCGAAAGCGAUCAUAACGGACCAAGAUCGGGCAAUGAAGAACGCAAUUGCCCUUGUAUUUCCGGGAACCAUGGCAUAUAAUGCGCAAACUUCCCGAGAAGUUAGGGUCUCAUUCCCAUUUCAGCACAUGGUUGAAAUCCUCCAUUCAGGCUGCUUUGUAUGA